Protopolystoma xenopodis is the source of this 243-nucleotide messenger RNA. The record is from the annotation of a GenBank genome assembly. NCBI's taxonomy places the organism in Eukaryota, Metazoa, Platyhelminthes, Monogenea, Polystomatidea, Polystomatidae.
AUGGGAUUGGUCUUCUCUCAGGUUCAGCCACAAUCAUCUGCAGUCAGUGAACAGUCUGUUCGGCUCAUUCGGUCCAAAGUAGCCGGACUACCGAAAGUAAGAGAUGCUGGCUUCACUUACGUUUUUUGGGAAAGCAUCAAUGAGGCCAUCGAAUUUGUACUGGAUUGCCAUAGAGACACUGGAGCCAUCGAACGGGCUUCCUCUACGAAAGAUUUUUUUCCAUAUUUGCAAUGUGCAAUUUAA